Messenger RNA from Plasmodium gonderi, 2019 nucleotides. RefSeq names its product WD domain, G-beta repeat domain containing protein. The record is from RefSeq and is a predicted model, not a curated record. The transcript has a single exon. Lineage: Eukaryota; Apicomplexa; Aconoidasida; Haemosporida; Plasmodiidae. Gene Ontology annotation, biological process: ribosomal large subunit assembly. Gene Ontology annotation, cellular component: nucleolus. Gene Ontology annotation, molecular function: protein binding. Bases 1 to 2019 code for a protein of 672 amino acids.
AUGGAAGAAGAUGAUGAGACAAAUAAAGGGAUGGGCAAGCAAAUUCUCAUUCAGUUUGUGAAUCAUGAAAAUAAAGCAACAGGCCCUGUAAUCAAUGUACCAUUAAGUAUUACAAAAGAUAACUUAGAUGAAAUUAUAAAUGACCUUAAGAAAAAAAAUGAAGAUUUUACCCAAGAUGAUAAUUCAGAAAAUCUGAAUUAUUCAUUUAUGAUAAAUGAUAAGUUGGCUAUAAAAAAUAAUUUGUAUGAUACUAUUAAACAUAAUAACAUAAGUAGUGAAGAUGUAUUAUCUAUAAAAUAUUUUCCUUUAAAUAUUUUUAAAAUCAAAAAAAUUUCUACUUGUAAUUCUACAUUGCCAGGUCAUACAAAUUCUAUUCUCUCUAUAGCAUUCAGUCCCAAUAGUGCACAUUUAGCUACAGGAGCAGGUGAUAAUACCGUUCGGCUAUGGGACAUUAAUACGCAAACACCGAUUGCAACAUUAAAAGACCACAACAAUUGGGUAUUAGCAGUUUUAUUUUCUCCCGAUAAUCAAUUUUUAGCUACGUCUGGCAUGGAUCAAAAUGUUUGUAUAUACGAAACAAGCACAGGGAAAUUGCUAAAUAUAUUAACUGGACAUAAAAAGGAAGUAACCACUUUAUGCUUUGAACCUUUGCAUCUCCUCAGCAAAAGCAAUAUACAGAAAAAUCCAGUUCAUAUUAGAAAGAGAAAAAAAACAGAUGAAACAAAAAGAGACACAAAAAGAUAUCCCCCAAAAUGUAGAAAUGAUGCCUCCCAAAGUAAUACUGUUGAUAAUACAGAAUUGGGCCCCAUUUCUGGACAUAACAAAAAUGGGGAUAACGAAAUGACAAUUGAGGAAUCAUCUGCACAUAUAAAUCGAGACGAACCAGAGGAAACGACACAAAAGGGUAAAAGGGAAAUGGGUGACCAAAACGGAUUGAAACGUGACAAUUCUGAUCAACAGGAUCAGCAGGAAAAGAGUGACACAUCAAGAGGGAGCCAGACGAAUGAAACGAAAAAAAAUGGAAACAAAAAAGAUACCUAUUUUGUGAGAAGUAGACUAGCCAGUGCAGGAAAAGAUGGGUGCAUAAGAAUCAAUAAUAUUCUAAGCAAUUCGGUUGAAAAGGUCCUAACGGGUCAUACGGAUACAAUCACAUGUAUAUUGUGGUCUGGAAUGGAUGAAAAAAGUAGCAGAAUUUAUAGCAGUUCUAGAGACACAACCAUCAAAAUAUGGAAUUUCAAUGAAGGCACGCUCAUUUACAAUUUUAAAGGACAUAAACAUUGGGUCAACUGUUUAUCAUUAAACACAGAACGAAUUAUAAAAAAUGGAAUAUACAAUUUAGAUGUCAUAAUAAAUAAAAUGCAUAUUGAAAAUAAUAUUGAAAAGUCUAAAAAUAUUUAUAAAAAUUUUUUCAAACAUACAAAAAAUGAAAAAGUUGUAAGUGGAUCAGAUGAUGGUACACUUUAUCUAAUUGAAUGUCUAAAAAAUGAUGAAUUUAAACACACUAGAUUAGUAGGUCAUCAAAAAACGGUUAUAUAUACACAAUUCUCUCCAGAUGGAAAAUUCAUUGCAUCAUGUUCUUUUGAUAAAACUGUUAGACUCUGGUCAGGCUUAGAUGGACAUAUGUUAGCAGUGUAUCGUGGUCACGUUGGUUCUGUUUACAAAGUCGCAUGGUCUAUUGAUAAUAAUUACAUAGUUUCAUGUAGCCAAGAUAGUACCUUAAAAUUAUGGAAGGUCAGCCAUCUCUCUGUCCAUUUAAAACAGAAACAAAGUGAAGAAAAGAAAGAUCUUGCAUAUCCCAUAUCCAAUGAAAAUGUCAAAGAGAUAGAAAAAAAUAACAAUUCGAAACACACAAAUGAAAAAAAAAACAACUCUGAUGGGGACAAAAUCAAAAAAGUCAAAACGCUACUUGUGGAUUUACCAGGUCAUGCAGAUGCUGUAUACGCUAUCGAUUGGUCAAACGAUGGAAAAUUUGUGGCCUCAGGUGGGAAGGAUAAGCUUUUAAAAAUAUGGUCCCACUGA